This is a messenger RNA of Pantherophis guttatus, 1089 nucleotides long. It is a transcript of the gene PTGES, whose product is annotated as prostaglandin E synthase. Gene Ontology annotation, molecular function: prostaglandin-E synthase activity. Gene Ontology annotation, cellular component: membrane. The record is from RefSeq and is a predicted model, not a curated record. Gene Ontology annotation, biological process: prostaglandin biosynthetic process. Lineage: Eukaryota; Metazoa; Chordata; Lepidosauria; Squamata; Colubridae.
CCCGAAGCGAAAGUGGCUGUACUCGAGGUCGUAAGUGGCGGUGAUGUGUGGCUGAUGGUGAAGGAGGGCUGAUCCUCAGCCACCCCCUUCUUCAUCGCCAGCCUAUAUAGCCCGUGCCAGAAGGCGUCCACAAACAGUCUCGUCCUCUCCGGCGGGCCAAAAUGAUGCAAGACGAGGUUUUUGCGUCUUUCGUUUUUUUCGCCACGCUUUUGAUCCUGAAGAUGUACGCCGUGGCUAUCCUGACGGGGCAGGUCAGACUUCGGAGAAAGGCCUUUGCCAAUCCUGAGGAUGCGCUGAAACAUGGUGGCUUGGAGUUCCACAGAGAAGAUCCCUAUGUGCAGAGGUGUCUUAGACUUCAUCGCAACGACAUGGAAAAUAUCUUCCCGUUCCUCUUCAUCGGGGCUAUCUAUUGCUUCCUGCAUCCCAAUCCGGUGGUGGCUCGGAUCCACUUUCUGAUUUUCUUCCUCGGCCGGAUGGUUCACACCGCAGCGUACCUCCUCAAGCUGAAACCACCCAUCCGGUCCCUGUCCUACAGCGUGGCUCAGAUUCCGUGUUUCUCCAUGGCUUUGCAGAUCCUCAUUUCAGUGAUCAGACGCUAGUGAGCGUCCGUCGGUGGCCUUCGUCCCUCAGUGGCUCUUGCAUGACAUUGAAGGGAGGACGUUGAAGGGAUAGCAAGAGUUCAAACAGAAGUAAUAAAUGUUUCACCUUAUGGCUGAGUUAUUAUUAACUAGUUCUGGCUUUUCUCUCUUGAGAGAAAAAGACUAGAAUGGAUGGAUUUCUUUAUCUCCUGGUCUCUGCUUGUAAGGCGUGGAUGAUAAUUUUGUAAUGUCCAGGUUUGCUUCGGAAAAAUGUAAGAUGCGGGCAAGCCUGAACCAUCACAACUUGGGUGGGUGUGAGUGAAAAGAGUUUUUCCUGCAUCAGUUGAAGGAUGAAAUACUUUCUCAUCUAGAUCUAACCUCCGCUGAAACCUCUCGAGGUGCCCAUUCCAGCUACGAGAUGUUCAGAGUCCAGCGUGGGUUGAGUUACGGACACGUCUCUUCAUAUUCACACCGUUUGUAAGGGAAGAAAUAAAAACAAAAUUAAAAGAUA